AUGCCAUCCCCAAGCAACAGAUCCCUCAAGGGCUUCCCUCAACUUACGGCUGCUUGUAUUGAAGGGAAGCCUCGCUCCGUCCGUCACCGUCAGCACCAAUUCCACCGUCUCCAUGAUGCAUUGAUCGCAGCAGGAGCUUCAAUCGUCGAAGCCCUUCAGGAUGACAAUAGCUUUUUGAGGAGAGAAGCAGUCCUUGAGUAUUCGCUGGCAUUGAGAGAAUUGCGAUCAACAUAUGAAAGCGUCAGUCUGGAAGCUGAAAUUGCCGCCGCAAGGGCUGUCGAGCAAGCGCGAGAUAGUCUGCAUCGCAAGGUCGGUGUGGGUAUCGUGUAUAUAAGGCCAGAUCGCACAAGAGCCGACGUAUAUGGGACUCUGAGCCCACUAUGUGCAGCGCUGGCAGCAGGAAACUGCAUCGUUGUGGAGAUGCCAAAUACCACGCGGAGAACGACAUCGAUUCUGCGGAGAAUUUUGCUGGACUCACUGGAUCACGAUACUUUCGCAGUCUCGGACGCGGUUCCCCCAAAUGAGUUCCUCGAGCAGUGCGUGGUAGUACAGCAAAAUGGCAUUGACACAGAUCUGCCUAAUAUCAUCUCCACAUCGGCGAAGAGGCUCGUUUCACCCCCUUUAUCGUCAUUGAAUAUCUUUUUCGUCGACAGAACAGCCGAUUUGGAGAGAGCGUCUCGCAGUGUUCUUGAAGCAAAAUUUGCAUUCAAAGGGACAAGCUCGUUUGCUCCUGCUGUUGUGUUUGUGCACGAGGCAGUACGUAGCCAGUUCUCAGAUUGUCUGUUACAGGAUGUACAGGCUUUUGCUGGCCUUGCGACAGCUGAAUCUGGAACGGUAAACAAAGUGGAUGUCAAGACCGCAGGAGGGCCAUCGGAAUUUGAGGGUUUGAUUUCUGAUCCAAGAGGAAGAAUAGCCUUUAUCAAAGAUCUGCAAAACUAUAAGACGUUGGUCAAAUCUGAAGCUCAGAAGCAAACCAACCUGCUACUAUACAGCGCUACAAGUAUGGACGAUAUGAUAGACUCAAUAGCGGACUUGACAGGCAAUCUACUUGAUACACCAUCCUCGGCAUUCAUAUUUGCCAGGUUGCCAGAGGCCAAGUACCUUGCAAAUGCAGUUGCUGCCGAUUUUACCUGUGUCAACACAUUUCCUGUGGAACUCCUAGUUGGGCCACAAUUUCCCAGGUCCAUGGGUGUCAUCGCAGACACAAAAGCCUUGCCUCGAUACAUUCGCGAAAUCUUUGAAGAAUCUCGGCCAGUCAUUUUGACACCAAGUUCGACAUCUCAGAUGGUGGAGAGUGGGCUUACUCUUGAACAACCUGGCUUGCGGUCACAGUUUCUGGACUGGACCGAGCUAAUGCAAGCACCUCUAAGACCUACAGGUCAGAGACUUGGCAAGAAGAAAGACUUUUUCGCGGUUGCUAUUGGUGUUGGGGCAGGUGUGGUAAUAGGCAUGCCGCUCUUGAUACUGACAGCGUUCGUGGGGAAGGUUGUGAUCCGAGGGCUGUAA
Venustampulla echinocandica is the source of this 1506-nucleotide messenger RNA. RefSeq lists its product as uncharacterized. The coding region runs from base 1 to 1506 and encodes 501 amino acids. The transcript is spliced from 3 exons. Gene Ontology annotation, molecular function: oxidoreductase activity, acting on the aldehyde or oxo group of donors, NAD or NADP as acceptor. Lineage: Eukaryota; Fungi; Ascomycota; Leotiomycetes; Helotiales; Pleuroascaceae. The record is from RefSeq and is a predicted model, not a curated record.